Molecule: messenger RNA, 2977 nt
Organism: Meriones unguiculatus (Mongolian gerbil)
Lineage: Eukaryota; Metazoa; Chordata; Mammalia; Rodentia; Muridae
Product: hepatitis A virus cellular receptor 1 homolog
Exons: 8
Coding region: 1-951 (316 amino acids)
Biological process (GO): positive regulation of mast cell activation; phagocytosis, engulfment
Cellular component (GO): cell surface
Molecular function (GO): phosphatidylserine binding; virus receptor activity
Source: RefSeq, a predicted model, not a curated record
AUGAUGCAUCCUCAAGUCUUCAUUUUAGGCCUCAUGCUCCUUCUUCCAGGUGCUGUGGAUUCUUAUAGACUAGUGAAGGGGCUGGUGGGUCACCCUGUCACACUUCCAUGUAAUUACUCCUAUCGUGGGGUCACAACCACAUGUUGGGGCACAGGGGAAUGCCCAUCUUCUCAGUGUGCAAACACGCUUAUCUGGACUGAUGGAUAUCAAGUCACUUAUCAGAAGAGCCCCCGAUACCAGCUAAAGGGGAAUAUUUCAGAAAGAAAUGUAUCCUUGACAAUAGAGGACGCUGUUCAGAGUGACAGUGGUCUGUACUGUUGUCGAGUGGAGAUACCUGGAUGGUUCAACGAUCUGAAAUUCACCUUUUCAUUGGAAGUUACACCGGAGAUUCCCUCAAGUCCUCCAACAAGACCCACAACUACAACAAGACCCACAACUACAACAAGACCCACAACUACCACAAGAACCACAACUAUCACAAGACCCACGACUAUUUCAACAAGACCGACGCAUGAACCAACAUCAACCAGAGUCUCUACCUCUACUCCUCCAACACCAGCACACACACAGACUAAACCAGAAACCACUACAUUUUGUCCAUAUGAGACAACAGCUAAGGUGACAGAAAUCCCAUUCUAUAACACUACAGAUUGGACUAUCACUGUGACAUCCUCAGAGGACUCUUGGGAUAAUUACACUGGAGCGAUCCCUACACAGAAGCCGAGGACGAACACGACUAAGGGCUUCUAUGUCGGCAUCUCCAUUGCUGCUCUGGUGCUGCUGCUGCUUCUGAGCACCAUGGUUAUCACCAGGCACGUACUUAUGAAAAAGAAGUCGGGGUGUCUAAGUGUAGUAGCCUUCCAUGCCUCUAAGACUGGAGCCUCACAAAACAGAGUGGUCAUGUAUCCCAGAGCUGAAGACAACAUCUAUAUUAUAGAAGACAGUCCAUGAGCUGCUGAAUGGGUCACAGUGGCCCUCUGAGGGGUCUUCUGCCUGAAAUUACAGAAAGUGCAACUGAUAUCACAGAGACAAACACCCUUUCCAGCCCCGGGACUAUUUUCUGUGUUGAUUCUUCCAGCUGCAGUGGAGAGGGUGACCCUGAGCUGGCUAUACACAAACUCACGGUUAACAUCAUCCCAGUUCUCACAUCAACACUGCCUCCAUGUCUCCACUCCCUGUAACACAACAUCUCAAACAUGAACAUUUUAGAGUUUAGUGUUUCCUUAGUCAAUGUAGUCAUUGGUAAUACAGGAAAUAGACUUCUGUCUUGGUUGUUACAACCAUUAACAAAAGAGAAUAGGAAUUAAAAGUAAAAAAUAAAAAUAAAAGUGAAGAUUGGUGAGAAGGGGUAUCCUGAAUUUAGAAAUAUUUCAUGGUCAUGUUUUAUCUACUGUGUUGUAAUUUGAAAUGUCACUUCCUCUAUCUUCCCCAAAGAGUAAAACCGAGAUUUUAACCUCUCUCAUAAAGAUAAAUAGAAGGGACUCUAGCACCACCACUAUAGGUGGCCAUGCUUUCUCAAAGCUCUGAAAAUAUGACACAUUAUUAUGUGGUUGAUAUUAGGAUAAGGAUCAGUGUUCCAUAUCAGGAGAAGUUACCAUGGUGAUUAUGGAACAGGUGGACAGCAGUGGAAGAAAUGGAUGAAGGGGUUGAGUUCAUUAGUGCUAUUUCCACCUCACUUCUGUCUUGAUGUUCACUGUUCCCAUACUCACCCACUGAGCUCUGAAGGAGGUGCUAGAAGGAGGCAAUGCAGAAAUGAAAGGGGAAUGAGAAAGCAGGACACAGGCUCUCAGCUGAGAGAAGUUCUAUUCCAGGUGGGACAGAGCUUGGGCCUGUCACUGGUUUCCUUCAGAGUUCUAAUUUCAUUUCUUUUUUUUUCUGUCUUUUUUUAAUUGUCUUCAGAUCAUGUUUAUGUUUAAAUUUAGUUCAGAAAGACAAAGCAGCUUCCUCAGAGUGAAUCAGUUUGUCCCAGUCAAUGAAAUAUUUGGUCUUGCUAAGAGUGAGCAAAGGCUGUUGUGUUGAUGUUUGGCAAGAGGGUGUUAAUUUCUAUUUUUUUUAAUCAUUUAAUUUCUAUUUCAACCUAAGUAAUCCCUGAUGCCCACUCAGGGACACUCAGCCUAUAGCAGCCAAAUGGGCUUCUCUCAUCCGCUCUAAAAAUGUGUUGUUUUUACUACUGUUUUUUUUUUUUUCUUAAGUUUGAGACAAUUACACAUCAGAGCAGGGCUUUAAUAAUGGCAGCCUGAUCUGUAGCUUUUCUAGAACAAUUUGUCAGGAUCACCUUGAGUUCUAGAGUGGUGAGGCCCUAGAUGGGGCCAUCUGUUCCCACACUCUCCUUCCUGCCCCUUCUCGUCUCUGUCUGGUGGCUGCAGGGCUCUGAGCUUGUGAUGGCUGCUCUGCUCUGCAGUCUUUCUAGAGACCCAUGAUAGACAUGAAGGGGUCUGGGAAUCUGUCUGUCUGACCCACCUAGUGUUUCUAAUGUUUGCUUGAACUCAAGAACAUGAUGAUUAGUGACGUUCUGUGAAACAAUGUAUGUGGGACCCAGUAGAAAAUAUGUCAUAUAUAUGAGCAAUAAUGUAAGUAGUAACAGUAGGGUAACUUUUCUGUGUGUUUCCCAUCUAUUUGCUUUUAUCAUUUCCACACUUACCUUGGUGGAGGGUGGUCACUGCAAUGAAAGGUUACUUGUGAAAAAAAUCUUUUAACAGUGAAGACCAUCCCAGAAUGCAAGUCUCCAUUCUAGCAAAUUUUGUAGUAACUGCCACUGUUGAGUUAUAGCUGGGUCAAUGACUUCUUAUAUUAUUACAACCAUGAAUCUAUUUUUGUAUGUUGUCUGAUCUGUUCUUAAAAUAAUGUUUCCCUUUUAUAUAUUUCAUGUUUGUAACUUUGUUAUACUAUAGGAAAAAAAUCAUUAAUUGAGAGGAUCGCUAGAAAGAUCCAAGAUAAAUUAUGUUAAAGUUCAAAAAAAAUUUUUUUAUCUUGAAUU